Messenger RNA from Carcharodon carcharias (great white shark), 1604 nucleotides. RefSeq names its product small nuclear ribonucleoprotein polypeptide C (gene snrpc). Gene Ontology annotation, biological process: mRNA 5'-splice site recognition; mRNA splicing, via spliceosome; spliceosomal snRNP assembly. NCBI's taxonomy places the organism in Eukaryota, Metazoa, Chordata, Chondrichthyes, Lamniformes, Lamnidae. Bases 44 to 529 code for a protein of 161 amino acids. Gene Ontology annotation, cellular component: U1 snRNP; nucleus. The record is from RefSeq and is a predicted model, not a curated record. The transcript has a single exon. Gene Ontology annotation, molecular function: zinc ion binding; pre-mRNA 5'-splice site binding.
AGCAAGCAGCGCAUGCGCACAGCUCCACCGCCCAGUUGACAAGAUGCCGAAGUAUUAUUGCGAUUACUGCGACACUUACCUGACACACGAUUCCCCGUCUGUCCGCAAAACCCACUGCGAGGGCCGCAAGCACAAAGAGAACGUCAAAGACUAUUAUCAGAAAUGGAUGGAGGAGCAGGCCCAGAGCCUCAUCGAUAAGACCACCGCCGCUUUCCGCCAGGGGAAGAUCCCGCCCACCGCUCCUUUCCCGGCGCCGGCUGGUCCGCCUCCCGCCGGGGCCGCCAUCCCGCCGCCGCCCGGCAAUGUCGGCGUGCCGCCGCCGCGGCCCGCCAUCCUGCCGGGGCCCCCGAUGGGAGGGCCGCCAAUGAUGCCGAUGAUGGGCCCCGCGCCUCCCGGGAUGAUGCUGGUCGGCCCCGGGAUGAGACCGCCUAUCGGGGGCCCCAUGCCCAUGAUGCCGGGGCCGAUGAUGGGGCCUCAUCGGCCCAUGAUGGUUCCUUCCAGACCCGGAUUGGUUCGCUCGGGAAGAUAAACGGUGACUUAAAGAGGGAGAUUUACUCAGUGCAGCUUUUCAUAUUCCCCUGAAGCAAAGGCAGUCGGAGUACGGAGUCGCCUUUUGAAGAUCAGAUUUGUAAUUGUCUUUUGUUACCAGCAAAGUCGCAUGUUAGCCGCCAUCUUCCUUACUUGCGGCCAGUUUGGUUAACGUGAGCGAAUUUCUGCCUGGCCAUCAGUGAUUCCGACUGAUGUGUACUCUCUGAAAUCUCGAUUUACACUUGGAAGUGGGUAAUGUUCAGUUUAGAGAGAGUGGUUCACUGAUAUUCUGGCUUCCUCUAGAUUUUACAGAAAACACAGACGUCUUCUGUAACAUUUUUCUGGCUAUAAGGCAUAUUGCUCCAUUGUAUUUGAUAUUUAAAAGGGAUUUUGGCUUUCUAAAUUGUCCAUUUGAUUUCUAACCUUCCAGUGCCACAUGUCAUCCCUUGGCUAGAAAGCGAGUGGAUAUUUGGAAAUCUUUGUUUUUUUUGUCGGUCUAAAUCUUUUAUAUUUAUUAAGAGAUCCCAAAGCCCACUGCUGUGGUUGACCCAUCUGACUGUACAAAAGCUAUGAGCCAUAACAUAUUGGAUUAAAUUGUAUAUGGAACUUAUUUCUUUCUCCAUAAUAGUUUUGGGUAGCUGAACCAACCAGCUGAAAAUCUUAACUUGAAAGUGCACUGAUGUUGAACAGAAUUUGUUGCAUUUUUUUGCAAUCCUUAAUUUAGUGGUGCAAAUAAGUUUUUAAAAUCUGUAAUAAAUGUCAUACUUUGGACAGAUUUGGUUUCUUUUGCUGCCUUAUAAAGGAUGUAAUGAAGCUGUAGUUUUGGACCUGAAACUUGGUGUGUCAUUUUAAUAGCAGGAAUUGUACAUUUCUGGCCCAUGUAAAUCACUUCUCGUGGAAUAAAGCUGCCAUUCCCCACUAAUAUCCUAUGUUAGAAUAUAAAAUAUAAUUUACAAAAGGUAAGCUUCAUUUUCAUAAACUUGGACAAUUAACAUCUCUAGCAUAACUGUAUCACCAAUUAGUUUGUGCAGAGGGCAGAUUAAAGUACAAAAUGCAGUGCUUUUUUUUAAAACCAA